AAUACACCCUUCUUCACUAAAUCCUCGCAAUAAUCGUAAAAAUCCUCUUCUGUCCCCUCUGUUUUUGCUUUCAUAACAAUGGCUCUUAAAGCUGUUCACGUCUCCGACGUACCAAACCUCGACCAAGUCCCAGAAAACGCUUCCCUUUCUCUUUACUCAACCCGUCUUUCCAAAGGGUUGGAAUUUAACAGAGCAGCAUCGUUUAGGAUACCCAAGUUUUUGGUGAUAGGGCAUAGAGGGCAUGGCAUGAACGUUUUACAGAGCUCUGAUUCAAGAAUGAAAGCCAUUAAAGAAAACUCCAUUCUCUCCUUCAACUCUGCUGCUAAAUUUCCGAUUGACUUAAUUGAAUUUGACGUUCAGGUGACAAAAGAUGACUGCCCCGUCAUUUUCCAUGACGAUGUUAUACUCUCCGAAGAAAAUGGUACUGUUUUUGAGAAGAGAGUCACAGAAUUGUGUUUAGCAGAAUUUCUUUCCUAUGGACCCCAGAGAGACUCAGGGAAAGAGGGGAGAUGUUUAUUGAGGAAAACAAGAGAUGGGAGAAUUGUUAAGUGGAAUGUUGAAACUGAUGAUUCACUUUGCACAUUGGAAGACGCGUUCCAGAAAGUUGAGCCUUCUUUAGGUUUCAAUAUUGAGUUGAAAUUUGAUGACAAUAUUGUUUAUCGGCAAGACCAUCUCAUCCAUGUUCUCCAAGUCAUCUUGCAGGUGGUGUCUGAGUUUGCUAAAGAUCGGCCCAUAAUCUUCUCUAGCUUUCAGCCUGAUGCUGCUCAACUUGUUAGGAAGUUGCAGAACAAUUACCCUGUUUUCUUCUUAACAAAUGGUGGGACCGAACUUUACUAUGAUGUUAGGAGGAAUUCCCUGGAGGAGGCCAUAAAGGUCUGCUUGGAAGGAGGUUUACAAGGAAUUGUCUCAGAGAUCAAAGGUGUGUUCAGAAAUCCAGGAGCAGUGCCUAAGAUCAAAGAGUCUAAGCUCUCUCUCCUGACAUAUGGCAAACUGAACAAUGUGCCUGAGCCUGUUUACAUGCAACAUUUAAUGGGAAUUGAUGGAGUGAUAGUUGAUUUUGUUCAAGAGAUCUCACUGGCUGUGGGCGACAUGAUUAAGCCUGCCAUGUCUGUUACUGCAGAGGAUAGUUUAAGGGAACGGAAGGGGGAGACAGAAUCAAAGUCAAAGCUUCAGUUCUCGCAGCAGGAGCUCUCGUUUCUCUUAAAGCUAAUUCCGGAGUUGAUACAGCACUAAUACUUGAGCAAACUUUCAAAUUUUCUUUUGGGGAUGUAACCCUAUUACAAGGUUGUAGAUAAAAUUACCAUGUGGAAAAUCUUUCAUACUAUCACUUUUCACUCUCUGAAGUCUGAACCGAUGGUUUAGCAAUUGGCCACAUGUUUUGAUGCAUAGUAAAUUUUAUUAGUGAAAAAAAUGAACAAUGUGUCUUUUUAUUCUUUUC
Durio zibethinus is the source of this 1438-nucleotide messenger RNA. RefSeq names its product glycerophosphodiester phosphodiesterase GDPD1, chloroplastic-like. NCBI's taxonomy places the organism in Eukaryota, Viridiplantae, Streptophyta, Magnoliopsida, Malvales, Malvaceae. The record is from RefSeq and is a predicted model, not a curated record. Gene Ontology annotation, molecular function: phosphoric diester hydrolase activity. Gene Ontology annotation, biological process: glycerophospholipid catabolic process.